Molecule: messenger RNA, 1487 nt
Organism: Aspergillus versicolor CBS 583.65
Lineage: Eukaryota; Fungi; Ascomycota; Eurotiomycetes; Eurotiales; Aspergillaceae
Exons: 6
Coding region: 1-1422 (473 amino acids)
Biological process (GO): transmembrane transport
Cellular component (GO): membrane
Molecular function (GO): transmembrane transporter activity
Source: RefSeq, a predicted model, not a curated record
AUGGAGUCCCCAAGUGACGCAGUCAUAAAGUUGGUCCGGAAGGUCGAUUUGCAUGUCUUGCCGCAGCUGAUUAUAAUUUACCUCAUGUCAUACAUCGAUCGAACAAAUGUUGGGAAUGCAAGACUCUUUGGUGUGGAACCUGAUUUGGGCCUAAGCAGCCAGCAGUGGAAUACCUGCCUGUCUAUAUUCUUUGUCACAUACGCACUCGGGGGAGUACCGUCGAAUAUAGCACUGAAACGGUUUGGGCCGAAGAUCUGGCUACCGGCUCUCCUACUAUCCGUCUCAUCCAUUCUGGUUUUCACCUCCCUCCAGGUCAAUUUCGGAGGCUGGGCGGCAUUUCGCGUGCUCUUAGGAGUGUUUGAAGCAGGCGUGUUCCCCGGGUGUUCUUUUGUUCUUACCUCGUGGUACUCGCCUAAAGAGGUGCACUCUCGAAUGGCGAUUUUCUACUCCGGGGCUUCUGCUGCAGGGGCAUUCUCUGGUCUACUAGCAUACGGUAUUGGUCAAUUGGAUUACACUUGGGGCUAUCGAGGAUGGAGAUUCAUCUACUGCAUCGAAGGGUUGUUCACUUUUCUCCUCGCACUCGGCGCAUUCUGGUUCGUGUAUGACACACCAGCCAAAGUAGGUGGAUGGCUCACACCCGAGGAGAAACAAUUCCUCAUCCUCCGCCACAAAUACUCCGCCGGGGGCGAGACAGGUGUGGCCGAAAAGUCAGAGUUCUCCUGGAAACACGCCGCCUCUGCGUUCAAGUCCUUCCACAUCUACGCGACGGUGCUUAUCGAGUUUACCCUCUGCGUCACUGUCUACGGAUACUCCUUCAUCCUGCCAACUAUUAUCAGCAAUCUCGGGUAUGACGCAGCCGAAGCCCAGGCGAUGACAGUCCCUCCUUACGUGUUUGCGUGCCUGGUCACAGCCUUCUCCGGCUGGGCUGCUGAUCGGUACCAACAAAGAAUGCUCUCCGUCCUGCUGCCGAAUCUCAUGGCUCUCGCAGGAUUCAUUAUCGUGCUAGUCAGUGUCAGAUACCCCGCCGUUCCAGGAGUGACGCUAUUUGGGGUCUUCCUCAUCACCGGCGGGCUAUACCCGAUCUCCCCAGCAGUGACUGCCUGGAUCUCGCUCAACUGCGCCGGAACAAUGAAACGAGCCGUCGGCAUUGCGGCCAUGGUCAGCUUCUCACAGCUCGGCGGUAUUGUCGGCUCCAACAUCUACAUCUCCAGCCAAGCACCCACAUAUCCAGUCGGAUUCGGAAUAAGCAUGGGAAUGCUAGCUGUAUUUGGCUGUAUUUGGCCUGUGAUUUAUUAUUUUAUUCUCAAACGCAUUAACGCCAAGCGGGCAGCGAUGGAUGAGAAUGAGAUUCGGUCGCGGUAUACCGAGGAGGAGUUGUCAGAGAUGGGCGAUAGGAGCCCGUUGUUUAGAUAUGCCACUUGAGUAGUUCAAGAUCACAAUCGUGAUGAGAGUUUGCAGAUAAUGCAAUAUACAAAACAAUUUUCCAC